Messenger RNA from Brassicogethes aeneus, 1609 nucleotides. The record is from the annotation of a GenBank genome assembly. Lineage: Eukaryota; Metazoa; Arthropoda; Insecta; Coleoptera; Nitidulidae.
GAAAAUAGUGACAACAUGGCAGGUUGUUUUCUGUGGUUUUAAAAGUUCCAGCCGGUUUCGGCUUGGGAAAAAUUAAUAAAAAUACCAAAAUUAUAAACUUUAUAGUUCUCCAGUUAAUUUAAUGCGUUUUAACUUUCCACUUGAGGCCUUUUUGUGUUUUUUUUGUAUAUUUUUAAAGUGAUAAAUAAGCAAACUGCAUAUCUUUAGUUCUUUAAAAAUUAUUAUGAUAUAGUAGAUAAAAUUUGUACAAACCUAGAAAAGUGAAUCAUGUUACCUUUAUCGCAUAAGGAUAAUUACCACAGGGGCUUCGGCUCCCAGUUAAAAGAGAAAGUCUAUGGAUGGAUUAGACUUAUUUUUUCUGAUAGAAAUUCCAAAAAUUUAUUCCUGUUUUUACUACUAAAUUUGUCGUUUGCCUUCGUAGAAUUAGUUUAUGGGGUAUGGAGCAACAGUUUAGGUUUAAUAUCUGAUUCCUUCCAUAUGUUUUUUGAUUGCACUGGAUUAUUGGCUGGCAUGGUAGCAACGGUAAUAACUAAAUGGAAAGCAAAUGAUAAAUUUUCUUAUGGUUAUGUGCGAGCAGAGAUUUUAGCUGGUUUUGUAAAUGGACUCUUUCUUUUAUUCAUAUCAUUUUUCUUAAUGUCUGAGGCUGUGGAAAGGGCGAUUGAACCUCCAGAAGUAAAACAUGAGAGACUAUUCAUCGUAUCAGUACUUGGUUUGCUGGUAAAUUUGGUGGGAAUAUACGCCUUCCAACACGGCCACGGGCACUCUCACGGCGGCGGCUCGUCGCACGGGCAUUCUCACGGGGGCGGCGGCCACGGCCACUCGCACAACAGCCACGCCCACGACCACGCCAUGGAAAUCGACGCGAGCGGCGCCAACUCGCAAAUCAUGAAGGGGGUCUUUUUGCACAUUCUUGCGGACACCCUGGGCAGCGUGGGGGUCAUAAUCAGCGCCAUCUUGAUGCAGAGUUUCGGCUGGAUGAUCGCCGAUCCCAUCUGCUCUAUGUUCAUAGCUAUCCUAAUCGCGCUCAGCGUUCUGGCCCUUAUCAAAGAUUCCAUUAUGAUAUUGAUGCAAAGGCAACCUUAUGCUUUGGAUAACGUGCUUCCGCAAUGUUAUCAGAAAGUUGUCAGUUUAGCAGGGGUGUAUUCCGUGCAGGAGCCACACUUUUGGACGUUGUGUAGUGAUAUUUACAUAGGGGCUAUCAAAUUGGAGGUGUCCAAGAACGUGGAUCCAAAAUACGUAGUUUCGCACACCCAAAUGAUUUUUGCUUCGGUUGGCGUGAGGCAGAUUUACAUUCAAUUGGACUAUACACCAAUGUGAAGUAUGUAUUAAGAAUAAAUUCAAUUAUUUUAUAAAAUUGAUUAUUUGUGGAAGAUGAAAAUUUAAAAGUGCAAAACUGACACUAUAAUUCGUUUUUAUUUUUUGCAUUAUUUAUGUAUUAAAUUAUACAACAUUAUUUGUUUAUUAUUGAUGGUAUAACCCAAUUGAUUGGCAAACAAACCCUAAAAUUUAAAACUAAAAUAUUUGUGGUCAUAAAAUAAACGUCUUCAAAUAAAAACGAAUCUAAUCAAUAAAUAAAAUACAUUUUAUUGAAUAACUACUUAAAACUUAA